Cyprinodon tularosa is the source of this 1851-nucleotide messenger RNA. It is a transcript of the gene doc2b, whose product is annotated as double C2-like domains, beta. The record is from RefSeq and is a predicted model, not a curated record. The coding region runs from base 49 to 1281 and encodes 410 amino acids. NCBI's taxonomy places the organism in Eukaryota, Metazoa, Chordata, Actinopteri, Cyprinodontiformes, Cyprinodontidae. Gene Ontology annotation, cellular component: membrane. The transcript is spliced from 10 exons.
UCUUUAUUUUCUUUGUUUUGGGAGUAAGCUCCGGGCUGGACCGCAUGCAUGACACAACGCAAAGGCGAGAAACCCACCAUCAGCAUCCAAGAACACAUGGCCAUUGACGUGUGCCCUGGUCCCAUCCAGCCUAUCAAGCAGAUCUCUGACUACUUCCCCCGUUACCCGCGGGGCCUCCCCCCUGCUGCGCCCCAGCAAGCGGGCAACGUCGGGCCCCUGCGCCCUGCCCUCUCCACCUCUACGGCUGCCGCCUCCUCGACCACCGCCACCGCUGAAAGUGAUCGCCCCAAUGAGGACAGCCCUGAGCGGGCGUGCGCCGGAGCCUCCGCCUCCUUGCAGGCCGUUAGGAGGGACGAGGAGCCGGACGUGGAGGGAUACGACUCGGACGACUCCACCACGCUGGGAACCUUGGAGUUUAGCUUGCAGUACGACCAGGAGAACAAUGCACUGCACUGCACCAUUAACAGAGCCAAGCUUCCUAUUCCCAGGUACAAAAAGGGGCUCAAACCAAUGGACCACAAUGGGCUCUCAGAUCCUUAUGUCAAACUGCACCUACUGCCUGGAGCCAGCAAGGCCAAUAAACUCAGAACCAAGACUCUGCACAACACACUCAACCCCGUCUGGAGCGAGACGCUGACGUACUACGGCAUCACCGACGAGGAUAUGGUCCGCAAAACUCUCAGGAUCUCAGUGUGUGAUGAGGACAAGUUUCGCCACAAUGAGUUUAUUGGGGAAACGCGGAUUCCCCUCAAGAAGCUGAAGCCCAACCAAGUCAAAAACUUCAACAACUGCCUGGAAAAACAAUUACCAGUCAACAAAGCAGAGGACAAGUCUCUGGAGGAACGGGGACGGAUAAUGAUUUCUCUCAAGUACAACACCCAGAAGUCCUGCCUGGUAGUAGGCAUCAUACGCUGCGCACACCUUGCUGCCAUGGAUGCAAACGGCUUCUCUGACCCCUACGUCAAAACGUACCUGAAGCCUGAUGAGAACAAAAAGUCAAAGCACAAGACCGCUGUGAAAAAGAAGACUCUCAAUCCCGAGUUCAACGAGGAGUUCUGUUACGACAUAAAAUAUGCAGACCUCACGAAAAAGACUUUGGAGAUCACCGUGUGGGACUACGACAUCGGAAAGUCAAAUGAUUUCAUUGGUGGAGUAUCUCUGGGCAUCAAUGCGAAUGGUGAGCGGCUAAAGCACUGGUUCGACUGCCUCAAAAACAAGGACAAAAAAAUAGAACGCUGGCACACACUGACCAAUGAGUUACCAGGCUCACUGAACGAGUGAAGAUCUGCAUCCUGUCAUCAAACCCAAUGGCCUCCAGCCCCAACUGCCCGCACCCCAUCAGCUCUUCUCUUGAUUCUUCUCAAGUUGGACAACAAACUCCUCUCUAUGGGAAUAUAUUUCCUGUCAACAGGGCUAAAUUAUAUAUUACAGGUCUUGCACAUCACAACUUGCACGACUGCUUAUGUAACCUCCUUUCCAGUUAUCAAGUCCACCCAGAGAAUGAUGGGCUGUUGACUUCUUACUGUUCAGCUGUCUUGCAUGAUCGGUGAAGAUAAAGAAAAGUAAAUAGUCUCUGUUUGAUGAGGCCUUUUACAGCAGCUGAAUAAACUUCACAGAACAUAAAGCAGGAGAGAAACAAAACCACCUUCCUAUGUGAAACACAGCAGAAAUGUAGGCGAAAAUGAUACUGAAAGAGUAGCAAAUGUUUCCUAAUGUGGAUCAUCUCAAACUAACAUUUGGUCAUCAGACUUUUUUCUAAUAUUUUGUUUUGUAAAGACAAACCUGUGUGGGAAUAUGUUGCCAUUUUAUAUUGGUUUAACAUUUUACACAACAGACUGAUUAGUAGCUUUG